This is a messenger RNA of Acanthoscelides obtectus, 3994 nucleotides long. The record is from the annotation of a GenBank genome assembly. NCBI's taxonomy places the organism in Eukaryota, Metazoa, Arthropoda, Insecta, Coleoptera, Chrysomelidae.
ACCGAAAAUCGCGUGUGCGCGCUAGGCGCGUGGUUUACUCAGAGCGGUCAAACGUCGAAACGCGAUCCUGCCGCAAUUCCGUAUUCCGUGUUAUAUGUUUUGUUUUGUGGACGCAAUUCUUAUGUAUAUGUUUUGUGCAAUCCAGAAUCCAGAAUCCACCCCCGCGAAAGACUCCAAAUGUCAGAUAUUUCAGAUAUUUGUUGUUUUGAUGAUUUUGUUGAGAUUUUCAAAGUUUUGUAGAUUUUUUGCAUCAGUUUUUCCAUCCUGGAUCCAGCACCGCCCUUUUAUCAGCCUAGCAAGAGUUAUGUUUUUUUGAAACAUCGACUGUGUAAUAUAUAUCAAGUUUAAUACCUUCAGAAUUAUGGCCUUCUAUAGAACUGUGUUUGUAAUUUAAAUCGGGCCGAACUUAGGAAGUGAUCUAACGCAAAGAUACAAUGGCUGGGAUAGUUCCCAAAAAACAGGGCUCAGGGCGAAAGCAAUGGACCUUACAUGGUGGUCAGAAGAACUCGCUUAAGAGAUUGAGAAGCCAGAUGGCUUCUGAUGGAUGCCCUGAAUCACAGGUUGUUUUAGCCAAGCAGCUCUUGGAGGAGGAAUGUGGUAUGUCAGCAAAAAGAUCUCUCAAAAAAGUAUUCAGAAAACUACUCUCAAUAUAUUGCAGCUUUUCUCAUCCGAAAUUUGAGUCUACCAGAAAUGAGAAUGCUGAGCUGGGUGUUUAUUGGCUUAUCAAGGCAUCACAACAGGGCAAUUCUGAAGCAACAGACCUGCUGAAGCAAUGUUUGCAAAAUGGCAGAGGCAUUGCAGAUCACAACUACAUGGAUGUCAAAUCAUGCAUUUCAAUGACACAGAAUGAGAAGGUGGCUAGGAGAGCUGCAAAGGAAAUGUUUGCUAGUUUAUCCGAUGGACGGGAGUAUAUUACGUCGAUGCAGUUACAGCGCAAGAUUUUGUUGACAGUGGUAGACGAUGAAGUUUCUAAACCCUCGUACGAUUCUUGUCAACAAGAGGAAUUGGGAUACAAAGCAUCUACAUCUAACUUAGUUGGAGAACAUGCCUCAUCAACCACUGGAAGUUCCCUAGAUGGGUAUAAGAACAAUGCUGAUGAAGGGGAAUACGAAAUGAUGGAUGGAGACUCACUGUUACAUUGUCGACCACAACACCAAUCAGGGGACAUAUCAAACAAUAGCAACCAUGAUGCGGAGGUGGAUUGGCUAAAACGAUGCCGUGAAAUGCCCUCUGAUGUCGCUAAUCAAAAGCUGACCGAGGAUCAUUUGGUGACAGCAGCAGUCGACUACUCACAUGGCCUACUGCCUGCUGUCACUACCACGUUGUGUCUCCUGGAACCUGAUCCAAGAGCGCUGGAUCGGAUACCUCUCGUUCAACGUUCUAUUCUUCAUCCGUUGCUAGCUCUUCAUAUUCUGUACCUUAACAUUAUCAAAUAUUUAGGCGUUAGAAGCUUGGCUUUCUUGUCUCUAGUCAGAUCAGAACUGCAAUUAGUUAUGUUACUUAUUGCCUAUACAAUACUUAGCGCAGAUAAUGUCCUCAACCUCUUUCCGAUGCUGCUUUACUACACAUCGUUUGGUAUCAUGGUGUGCUGCACAUUCAGGUGUCUUCAGGAUCGUCGCGAACUGACUGAAUACCGCAUGUGGUCGAGUCUUUUCAUCACGUACUCAGGAGGUGGCCUAAACACCGACUAUCUAGAACAUCAAUACAUCAGGAACAACCUGAGACCGUAUGGUCAUUUCUUUUUGGCGCUACUAGUCAAUCUUCUAGUCUAUCCUAUAAUAUCAGACAGGUGGAUUCCUCAGUCUGAGCUCACUGUGAUAUCCUUCCUCCUCACCUUUAUCACUCUACUUGGACUGAUCCCGAAACGCGGAAGCCGUCGCCAGCGCACAAUCUUCUUGGAUCCUUUAACCCUAUUCAGCUUCGCCGUCAAUGUGCUCGCCAAGUAUCCUUACGAAACGGACCCAGUCGUGGCGCAGGGCUGGCGCUUCCUCGACCUUCAUAUCCCCACUUUCCCUAGCUACGUCAUCGGCAACGGCAUCGAGUUCUGCAUCAACUUCAAGCUGCUCCUUUACGCUCUCAUUCCUUGCCUUUUGAUUAAAAUGGCUGCGAGGGAGGAUUGGAAAGGCACUUACAAGUACUUGAUUCCUCAUUGCAUGACACUUAGCUGGUUACAGGUAUGCAUUAUAAGCGCAGAAGCCGCAACCAUGCUGGGCAUACUACGUGGUACAUUGGCUUUGGUCGGCGUGGUUCUCUUCCUACCUAUGCUUGGAGUGACUAGCGUUCUCCUACCAGUUCUCGCUCUCACCAAAUGGCUGGUUGCAUCCACCAACCUCAUCUACUCUGUCUGCAUGUUCGUCGCAUUGAGUGGUAUUGGACUCGCCGUCUGCUACCUGCUCGCGAAGACUAGGUACAGCAGAUAUACUGCAGUUGUGCAGAUUGUGCUCAUGGUAGCUGCGUUCUGCUUCCUCGUUACAUCGGCGCCUGUGCAGGAAAAGCAGCAUCUUGAGCAUCACGCAAAGAAACCAGAACAGACGCUCAGGUGGGAGGUAUUCCAACGCUUCUGCCAUCAGCCGGUGUGGCAGGAUGAAAACAUAGCUGUCUAUCAGACAAAGUGUCACGAAUUGAUGGGCAGUGUCGUGCAUUGGAAUGGUUACGUCAAUGAGAUCAAGAUCCGUAGCAUCAAAAAUGGAUACAGGACUUUAUUUGAUACGUUGUUGCCUCAAAAGUUGGCCAGCUAUGCAUACUGCUGGUAUGGAGAUAAGCUUCAUGAUAAUUGCUCAAAAUUCUCCGAACUGGCGAAAGACGACUGUGAAUCGUUUCAUGAUGCAAUACGAUCAGCUAAUGGUCACGACUGUACUCUUAGCAAAUAUGACACUUACACCUUUGAAGUCACUGUCAGAAUGGCCGCCGGAAUGUGGAGCAAAGCACCAGAAGUUGUCCUGCUCGCUGAUGAUUUCUUCAGGUCGUUCCUCUUGAAAUUGAAGCCAACCGACCGCUUGUGGUUCAAAGGACAACUGAUCAACGAUGAGGCAUCUGGAACAGACGCUAUUUUAGGAGGACUGCGACCUCACGUCCGCCCCUCCGAGCUAGGCUGCAUCUCGUGCCAGGACACACGCCUCACGGAAAUAAAAAUGUCUACCCAAGAUCAUUCUACCGUAGCAACAGUGCGCGACCUGCUUGAUCUCCUACGCGUCGGAGCUAAGUUUAUUGGCAAUAUUUUGUUCAGACCGAUCGUCAUUUUCAAAUAAAGCUUUCAAUUAUUUUGUGAUAUAUUGUCAUUAUAUAAUUUUUUUCACCAUUAAUGCACGUAAACGUGUUAUGGAUUUACGUUCUUUAGAUAAUGGACCCGUUCACAAAUAUAUUUUUACAUCUUUAUCAGCACGCCAGAAAGACAUUUAUUUCCUCAUAUAACAAAAAACUCGUUUGCAUUCCAUAAAUGAAAGAAAUAUUUGCUUACGUUUACAAAUUCUGUUCCACUUCCUAUCUUGGUGACAUCUUUGGAUAUGUUACAUAGCUAGCUCCUCGUGUCAUGUCCGCCGUUAUUAUACAGGGUAUUCCGUACACCGUACACAUGGUGAAAUGGACCCGUUUCAUAUGUAAAAAUAACAAAAAAUUAAAUUAAUUUUGAUGAAUGUACGGGUUCAUGUAAACACGCCAACAUAUCUUAGACACCAUUGAAUCGUUUUUGUUGAAAUUUUGCACGAUUACAAAGUUACCUAGGUGUAACCUAAAAGUGCACCGAAGGUUGAAUAAUCCAGUGUGGGACUUUUCUCACUUGUUUUUAUCAAAAUCAACAGCCUAACUUCGGAUGUCUUUUUUCAAUAGCCUGUCUGGAGGAAUAUUCUUGAUACUUUUCGUCUGAUUGUUUGGUGGCGCUUUUUUAUGCUUUUUAAUAGUUAAUCCCUUAAAAUUAUGUGAAUACUUUUAUGGAAGAAUGUGAUUACUUAUUUCCUUAUUACUUUCAAUCUUCAAAAAAACCGCUUUUCUUGAAAAC